Messenger RNA from Drosophila santomea, 1463 nucleotides. RefSeq names its product 26S proteasome regulatory subunit 6B (gene Rpt3). Bases 124 to 1365 code for a protein of 413 amino acids. Gene Ontology annotation, molecular function: ATP hydrolysis activity; ATP binding; proteasome-activating activity. The record is from RefSeq and is a predicted model, not a curated record. NCBI's taxonomy places the organism in Eukaryota, Metazoa, Arthropoda, Insecta, Diptera, Drosophilidae. Gene Ontology annotation, cellular component: proteasome regulatory particle, base subcomplex. The transcript has 3 exons. Gene Ontology annotation, biological process: proteasome-mediated ubiquitin-dependent protein catabolic process.
UGUGAGUGACAGAGGCCAGGGUUGCCAUCACAUCACGGUGCAGGCUUGUUUUUGACGAGUCAUUUUGGUCGCCCCGCAGAAAACGCAAACUAAUAAAACGAAACUCACUGCUGAACGGAGACAAUGCCGUACAACAUGGACGUACUGAUGCCGGAGAAGGAUGAGCUCUCCGACUUGAAGCCGAAAGAUGCGCACAGUUCCCUGGACGAACUGGACAUGGAGGAUCUCUAUGUGCGCUACAAGAAACUGCAAAAGACCCUCGAGUUCAUUGAGGUGCAGGAGGAGUACAUCAAGGAUGAGCAGCGGAACCUGAAGAAGGAGUACCUGCACGCCCAGGAGGAGGUGAAGCGCAUCCAGUCAGUGCCACUGGUCAUUGGCCAGUUCCUGGAGGCCGUCGAUCAGAACACGGGUAUUGUGGGCUCCACCACCGGUUCCAAUUACUACGUGCGCAUCCUGUCCACCAUCGACCGGGAGCUGCUGAAGCCCUCCGCCUCCGUGGCCCUGCACAAGCACAGCAAUGCCCUGGUGGACGUGCUGCCGCCAGAGGCGGAUAGCUCCAUUUCGAUGUUGCAGCCGGAUGAGAAGCCCGAUGUUAGCUAUGCGGACAUUGGUGGCAUGGACAUGCAGAAGCAGGAGAUCCGUGAGGCAGUCGAACUGCCCCUGACCCACUUCGAGCUUUACAAGCAGAUCGGCAUUGAUCCGCCGCGCGGUGUGCUUAUGUACGGUCCGCCCGGAUGCGGCAAGACCAUGUUGGCCAAGGCGGUGGCCCACCACACAACGGCCUCGUUCAUACGCGUGGUCGGCUCGGAAUUCGUGCAGAAGUACCUCGGCGAGGGACCGCGCAUGGUCCGCGACGUGUUUAGGCUGGCCAAGGAGAAUGCACCGGCCAUCAUCUUCAUUGACGAGAUCGACGCCAUUGCUACGAAGCGUUUCGAUGCGCAGACGGGCGCCGAUCGUGAGGUGCAGCGCAUCCUGCUCGAGCUGCUGAACCAGAUGGACGGCUUCGAUCAGACCACCAACGUUAAGGUGAUCAUGGCCACCAACAGGGCUGACACACUGGAUCCCGCUCUGCUGCGACCUGGUCGAUUGGAUCGUAAGAUUGAGUUCCCGCUGCCCGAUCGCCGGCAAAAGCGACUCGUCUUCUCCACCAUCACCUCAAAGAUGAACCUCAGCGAGGACGUCGAUUUGGAGGAGUUUGUGGCGCGGCCGGACAAGAUCUCCGGCGCCGACAUCAACGCCAUUUGCCAGGAGGCGGGCAUGCACGCGGUGCGUGAGAAUCGCUACAUCGUUUUGGCCAAGGACUUCGAGAAGGGCUACAAGAACAACAUCAAGAAGGACGAGCAGGAGCAUGAGUUCUACAAAUAGAUUAAGCCACACACUUUUCCCGCCCAUUGUCCCCCCACACUAAACUCUCCUUUGUACGCCUAAAGUUAUACCAUUAAUAAAAACAACUCGUAUUCGAA